Notolabrus celidotus (New Zealand spotty) is the source of this 2072-nucleotide messenger RNA. It is a transcript of the gene tpst1, whose product is annotated as tyrosylprotein sulfotransferase 1. The transcript has 6 exons. Lineage: Eukaryota; Metazoa; Chordata; Actinopteri; Labriformes; Labridae. Bases 407 to 1549 code for a protein of 380 amino acids. Gene Ontology annotation, biological process: peptidyl-tyrosine sulfation. The record is from RefSeq and is a predicted model, not a curated record. Gene Ontology annotation, molecular function: protein-tyrosine sulfotransferase activity. Gene Ontology annotation, cellular component: Golgi apparatus.
AUCAGAGCUCCCCUCUCACCCCGCCUGAGCAGUGACUAGUAUCAGUCUGUUGGAUUCACCUCCAGUCGAGCAGCGAGCCCGUUCACAGAGCCUGCGACGCGGACACAUAAUGCCCGGAAAGUGAGACCUGAGGCCGGCAGGACAGUCCGGAUCUUCACGCUGGAUUCUGUGGAGACACUCUGAGGGACAGACCGGAGUCUCCUGCGUCGGAUCCGCAGCAUUAGGCCUCAUGGAGUCGGGGACUCGACGCCUGCUGUGCACCAGGGAGCUCGACCCAUGCCCGGUUCCCAGCAAACAACCAUAAAGGGUGGGAACCUUAAUUACCCUUCAGUUCCUCUUUCCCGCCCCUCCCCCUGAAUUGCCCCUGUGGUGACUUUGUCCUCUCCCGCCUGUGGGCCGCCGCAUCAUGAUCGGCAAGCUGAAACAGAACCUGCUGGUGGCCUGUCUGGUCAUCAGCUCGGUCACGGUCUUCUACCUGGGCCGCCACGCCAUGGAGUGCCAUCACCGCAUCGAGGAGCGCAGCCAGCCGGGCGGUAUCCUGCCUCUGUCAGCGCUCGGCGGCAGCAUGCGGACCACCUUACGGACCGGCCAAAACCUCAGCACGCCUUUUGUUUACAACAAAGACAUGCCGCUCGUCUUUAUCGGAGGAGUGCCUCGCAGCGGGACCACGCUGAUGCGGGCCAUGCUGGACGCCCACCCGGAGGUCCGCUGUGGAGAGGAGACCCGCGUCAUCCCACGCAUCCUCGCCAUGAAGCAGAUGUGGAGCCGCUCGGGCCGGGAGAAGAUGCGCCUGGACGAGGCGGGCGUGACGGAUGAGGUGCUGGACGCCGCCAUGCAGGCCUUCCUGCUGGAGAUUAUCGUCAAACACGGAGAGCCCGCCAACUUCCUCUGCAACAAGGACCCUUUUGCACUGAAGUCGCUCGCCUAUCUGGCCAAGAUCUUUCCCCGUGCCAAGUUUGUGCUCAUGAUCCGCGACGGCCGGGCUUCGGUCCACUCCAUGAUCUCACGGAAGGUGACGAUCGCAGGAUUCGACCUGGGCAGCUACCGGGACUGCCUCACCAAGUGGAACCGGGCCAUAGAGACCAUGUACACUCAGUGCCUGGAUGCAGCGGAUAAAUGUCUGCCCGUGCACUAUGAACAGUUGGUCCUCCAUCCUGAGAAAUGGAUGAGGACGCUGCUGAAAUUCCUGGACAUUCCUUGGAAUGACGCCGUCCUCCACCACGAGGAGCUCAUCGGGAAAGCUGGAGGAGUUUCUCUCUCCAAGGUGGAGCGGUCCACAGACCAGGUAAUCAAACCCGUCAACGUGGAGGCCUUGUCCAAGUGGGUGGGCAAGAUGCCGGCGGACGUGGUGAGGGACAUGGCCGUCAUCGCCCCCAUGCUGUCCAGACUGGGCUACGACCCCCACGCCAACCCCCCCAACUACGGCAGGCCGGACCCCAAAGUCCUGGACAACACCAGACGGGUGUUUAAAGGUGAAUUUCAGCUCCCUGAUUUCCUAAAAGAACAAUCACAGAUUCAGAAGUCUGCAGAGGGACCAAACCCUAGUUAGGAGCAGAGGGAGUGCCGUCACCACAACACAGAACACACAGUGGAACAGGAAGUCAUGAAGAUCAUCUCGCCGUCAGCGUCAGGCGUCGCCACCUUUCAGAGGUCACAUGACUGGAGACGGACGGCGACCUCACCAUCAGCACCUCCACCUACGGGCUGCUACCACUCCUCCCCGUGAGGAGGACUCUUGGCCUUGGAUGUCGUACUGUACAGAAAUAAUACUAAUAUUCUCACACCCACAGAAUGUCUGCUGAUUGUUCUCUUCGUGUCACAUCACGCUCAUCCAUUUUUUUUUAGAAAUGAUUUCAGGCUUUUUAGAGACGAGGAAACGAACUCUGUGAUUCUGUUGUAAGAAACUGCAGUGAAGCGAAAUCGCAAAGAAGUAUUUAUGAAUGGAAAAAUUAGCUUUUGAAAGAUGCAAUACCUAUUUUAAUGUUACUUUUUUUCAUGCCUUUGUAUCGUGCAAUGUCAUGGGUACUGAUCAGUUUGAAGUAUCAACCGUGAUAAACAAUGCUUUUUAUAAA